AUGAGUGAAAACAAUUCCGAAAACAAUCAACUCUUGACGGCGCCUUCUAACGGUGUACACUUAGGGGACGAUAAUGUUAAAACCAAAUUUAUCAUCCUCAAUGAUUCCGUGGAAACAAAUGAAAAACCGAACAAAAAUGGAAACGAUAGUCUCUCGUCCAAUGAUGCCGAAAACUUAAGACCGGAAAAUGAAGAACUUCCCGAAGGUGUUCGUCAAGGUAUCUGCAAAUGGUUCAACUCAAAAAAAGGAUUCGGAUUUGUCACUCCAGACGAUGGUGGCAAAGAUGUUUUUGUUCAUCAGAGAGUAAUUAAAAAAGACGGAUUCAGAUCCCUUAGAGAGAAUGAACACGUGGAGUUUACAUGUCAUGAAUCAGACAAGGGUUUAGAAGCUACUCUUGUUACUGGACCAAGAGGUCAAUAUUGUAAAGGAUCAAAAAAGGCAUUUCCUCAAAAAAAAUUGAGAUGUUACAACUGUGGAGAUUUUGCCAAUCAUAUUGCUGCCAAAUGCACAUUGAGUCCUCAGCCCAAGCGUUGUCAUAGUUGUAAGGAUCCAAACCACCUUAUAGCCGAUUGCACUCAGAUUCAGAGCAAAGAGCCUGUGAUUAAUAAGUUCGUCAAAAAUCCGCGAAAAAAAUCAGAACGACAGAAGCCAAGACCAAAGUCAAAACCUGAAGAUGGUAGUGUUGAUGAACAGCCGCAGUCAACUAUUUUACCCAAUCAGAAUGGAGAUGAAAUUAAUGACAAACAAGAUUAA
Molecule: messenger RNA, 753 nt
Organism: Macrosiphum euphorbiae (potato aphid)
Lineage: Eukaryota; Metazoa; Arthropoda; Insecta; Hemiptera; Aphididae
Source: the annotation of a GenBank genome assembly